Messenger RNA from Juglans regia (Persian walnut), 1989 nucleotides. RefSeq names its product glucan endo-1,3-beta-glucosidase 11-like. Gene Ontology annotation, cellular component: plasma membrane. The transcript is spliced from 3 exons. The record is from RefSeq and is a predicted model, not a curated record. Gene Ontology annotation, molecular function: hydrolase activity, hydrolyzing O-glycosyl compounds. Bases 225 to 1469 code for a protein of 414 amino acids. Gene Ontology annotation, biological process: carbohydrate metabolic process. NCBI's taxonomy places the organism in Eukaryota, Viridiplantae, Streptophyta, Magnoliopsida, Fagales, Juglandaceae.
AAAUUAGUCAUUUAAAACCUCUUUAGAGGUCAGAGCCAAAAGCCAAGAUUGCCAAGGCAAGCUAAAACCGCGCGCGCGUCAUACCCUCCAAAUUGCAGACUUCAAACAAGAAAAGAAAGGAAUACAUAUAUAGCACCAUAUAUAUCUGUUUCCAUAUAUAAUUAUAUCUCCCCUGAUCUCUCUUUCUCAGCUUAACAUUCUUCGGUCUCUCUAGAUCUCUCUCAAUGGCAAAUUUUAGUUGCAGAAUCUCUGCCAUGAUCCGAAUUCUUCUCGUGGUUUCUCUCUACUUCUUAGACUUCGGCUUUUUACGAGAAGUGACAUCACUUGGCAUCAAUUAUGGUCAACUGGGCGAUAAUUUGCUACCACCCGAGAAAGUCCUCGAUUUGUUAAGCUCCCUUCGACUCACGAAAGCAAGAAUUUACGAUACAAAUCCUCAGAUUUUGACAGCAUUCGCCAACUCCAAUGUAGAACUCAUUGUCACAGUCGAAAACCAAAUGCUAGCUCAGUUAAUGGACCACCAACAAGCCCUUCAGUGGGUCAGCUCCCAUAUCAAGCCUUACUUCCCUGCAACAAGAAUCACCGGGAUAGCAGUAGGAAACGAGAUCUUCACCGGUGCCGAUACGACCGGCCUAAUGUCGUAUCUUGUUCCGGCCAUGGUCAGCAUCCAUGGUGCUCUAGUUCAAUUAGGUCUGGACUCGCACAUUCAUGUCUCUACGCCCAAUUCUCUAGCCGUUCUUGCCGAGUCAUAUCCGCCUUCUGCCGGGAGUUUCAAAACCGAGGUAUAUGAAACCAUGUCACAGGUGCUACAAUUCUUGUCGAGCACCAAAGCACCCUUUUGGGUCAAUGCCUAUCCGUAUUUUGCUUACAAGGAUAACCCAAACAAGAUUUCUUUGGACUAUGUGCUUUUUAAUCCUAACUCAGGAAUGGUCGAUCCUUAUACCCAUUUACACUAUGACAACAUGCUCUAUGCUCAAGUAGAUGCAGUCAGUUUUGCUAUUGCUAGAAUGGGGUAUCGUGGAAUAGAGGUUGGGGUCUCGGAAACUGGGUGGCCGUCGAAAGGUGAUCCCAGUGAAGUUGGUGCAACGAUGGAGAAUGCGGCUGUUUACAACAGGAACUUGAUGAGAAGGCAAUUGCAGAACGAAGGGACACCUUUCAGUCCUAACAUGCGGCUCGAAGUUUAUCUGUUUGCUUUGUUCAAUGAGGAUUUGAAGCCAGGACAGACUUCUGAGAGGAAUUAUGGUCUGUAUCGGCCUGAUGGAACCAUGUGUUACAAUGUUGGCCCCUCUGCCCUAACAAGUAGUACUACUAGUACUUCAACUUCAACCAGUACUUCAACUUCAACAAGUACUUCCAUUUCUCUUACUUCCUCUGCCAUGAAGGCCACAACUAUGGAAUAUCAAAGCUUGGUGUACUCGCUGUUUGUGUAUUUGCUGACCUUCCAUGUUUUAAUGAGAUCAAGACCAUUUUAAGGAAUGAGAUCAAUUACGUUGAUGCAAAUAUCCCUUUUUUGGUAAGAAAAAAAAGGGGUUUUCGUGCACAGCUAGUUGAAAUAUAGAGACCCUUUAAACGUACACUUUCAAGCUUCAUGACGUUAAAGACCUCUAAUUAUGAUGAACUCUCUCAAAGGUAACUCUAUCAUGCAUCCAACAAACAUUUCGAUCGAGCCAAAAAUGGGCCAUAGCUAGCCUUCAUGAAUAAUAUCAGACGGUUAUAAUGAAUUCCUACUUUACGAACCUCAAAAAAUCAGGCAUCCGUUAAAGACCAUGCAGCAAGUGAUGAGCAAGUCAUGAUCAAGAUUCGAGACAGUCAUAUCUUUGUUGUUUUAGUGCAAUAUGAUCUAGAUUUAUUCGAUCUUCAACUUACUUUGUCAUUUAGUUAGCUAGGAUAUAUAUGUGUACGUAAAAAAUUAAUUGUUGUUAAGGUCAUUUCCGUUUAUCGCAAAGCGAAUUGUAUGUUGUAAGAGGGAAUUAUUAGCGUAGCGAUCAGAAA